Messenger RNA from Linum trigynum, 4185 nucleotides. The record is from the annotation of a GenBank genome assembly. NCBI's taxonomy places the organism in Eukaryota, Viridiplantae, Streptophyta, Magnoliopsida, Malpighiales, Linaceae.
CAAUUUGGUCCCUUUGCAUCAGCUGCUGUGUUCCGAGAUAGUGGUUCUGCAGGGGCAGUUCCUCAGGUUUGUGAUUGGGAGGCUCUGCCUUCCACUUUCAGCCCUCAAUAUCAUAAUCAAGGUGAAAAUCCCAUCCAUUUCCCCUCACUAGCUUAAACCAGACUAAACUUGGACAGUAAAUUCGAUUCCUCCCUUGUCCUAAUAUGGCUGUUUGCUUUACAGUUGCUGCAGCUCUGAAAGACCGGUUUGUUCACUACAUGGAAGCAUGGCAAUCAUUGUACACAGAAUUUUCAGAGAAGAAACCAAUCCAACAAAUUACCUGCUGAUGGAAUUUCAUUCGCUUGAUCUCCUUUGUCAAAGCUAUGGAAUCCGGUUCGAUGAAGUGAAGACGACCUUUUCUUAGUACCUUCCCUUCCAGUUCCCGACUUUGAAACUGCAUCCCACCCACCAUCAACUAGCCAUUGCAAAUAAACCAUCAAGAAGCUAUUGAAUCGCUUACUCCUUCAAUUGUCACCAACCAAACAACGAAGAAGCAGACCCUUCAAACGGACGCCCCAAACAACCAUAUUACCUAAACUGAAAUCCCUCACGCAACUAAACCAUAGUCUUAACAAAGCUUUCAGAUAUGGUGAAAAGGAGUUGGAUUUUUGAGGCGGAGACAGGGGUUCAUCGGAUGGACGACGCGGGGUUGAGCGGGAAGCAACAGAGCAGUUGCGUCGGGAUUGUGGGGUCGAGAUCAACCGGGAAGUUGGUUCGAGAUUGAGGGAGAAGAAAAAGGGGCGCUACUCCGGGAUUUAGGGUUCGACAUGGAGCUGAUUUUAAUCUUUCUUUCUCUACUUCCAUCUAUAAUUUGUUAUGCUCUUUUAUCACAUAGAAAUCUUCCAAACCUAAUUCAGAACGGCGACGAAAGAGAAGCUUGGGCAGCCGAUGAGGAGCAAAGGAUGUAGCAGUGAAGAAUGAAUGGCGAUCGGGAAAAUGGAAAUAGAUCCCCUCAGGAAUUCCGGCGAGUAACAAAUUCAUUGGAUAUCAGAGGUUAGGAAACACGGCGGCGGACCUGAAUUCUGCAGGUAAAGGACGGACUCACAAGUCGCAAGUUCUGUAAUUUAGUGACCGCAUGUGUGGCUCGCAGUCGCCUUGACCCCAUCAAAACGAAGAUCUUCCAAAUCCCAUCUGGCACAUCUUCAACCUCUACUGCCUUGAGUAAGAAUCUUACCCGAAUAGACCCACAUCCACUAUCCAGCCCCAAUAACCAAUUAGCAGCUGCUGACAUGGAGAUUUCCCCAAUCCACAACAUCUUCUACAGAGACCCGAACUUCCCAUAUAAACUGCCCCAACUUCUCUACACUUCCCACAACCAAAAACAGCUCAUCAUCAUCAUCAUCACCCAGCAGCAACAAAGCUCCAACCUUUCCUCAGCCAUGGCAACCUCUGCAUUCCAACAGUCUGCAUUCGCUGGCCAAACUGCGCUGAAGCAGGCUGAUGAGCUCCUUCGCAAGGUUGGUUCUUUUGGCGACGGCCGGAUCAACAUGCGCCGGACUGUGAAAAGUGUUCCCCAAAGCAUUUGGUAUGGAGCAGACCGUCCCAAGUACUUGGGUCCAUUCUCUGAGCAAACCCCAUCGUACCUCACAGGAGAAUUCCCCGGUGACUAUGGCUGGGACACUGCUGGACUAUCAGCAGACCCCGAGACAUUCGCCAAGAACCGUGAACUCGAGGUGAUCCACUGCAGAUGGGCUAUGCUUGGAGCCCUCGGUUGUGUCUUCCCUGAAGUCCUUUCCAAGAACGGUGUGAAAUUCGGUGAGGCAGUCUGGUUCAAAGCUGGAGCUCAAAUCUUCUCCGAGGGCGGUCUGGAUUACCUUGGCAACCCAAACCUCAUCCACGCUCAGAGCAUUCUUGCGAUAUGGGCUUGCCAGGUUGUGCUCAUGGGAUUUAUUGAGGGCUACAGAGUUGGUGGUGGACCUCUUGGUGAGGGACUUGACCCGCUUUACCCCGGUGGGGCUUUCGACCCUCUUGGCUUGGCUGAUGACCCGGAAGCAUUCGCUGAGUUGAAGGUCAAGGAAAUCAAGAAUGGCCGCCUGGCUAUGUUCUCCAUGUUUGGAUUCUUCGUCCAGGCCAUUGUUACUGGAAAAGGUCCUGUUGAGAACCUCUUCGACCAUGUUGCUGACCCGGUAGCGAACAAUGCCUGGGCUUUCGCCACCAACUUCGUCCCUGGGAAAUGAACGGAACUAAAACAAUGAUCCCAUUCAAUGUUGUAAUAGUUGAGAACUCUGAAGUUGCUUUCUGCAGGAACUCUAUGUAUCUUUGAACUGAAGCAAAAUCAUGGAAUGGAACUUUCUACUUUCUGCUGUCUCAAUGCUAAUUUUAGUCAUGAUAAUAUCGAACGAUUGUAAAGACGUCACAAACCCAUUAGGGAGUACUGGCCUGUUCAAUCUGUUCAUUUUGUUUUUGGUGUUGUAGAUAACAGGAAGGAGAAAUCUUUGGGGCUUCUAACAUAGAAUUUUGUCAAGCUUUUCCUUUGUUCUGUUGUGAGUUGGAGUGCUUGUUCUCUAUGCUUGUUUAAUUGUCUGUUUCAACUAAACCACUUGGGCUGCUGCUGACAUCGAAGUGCACCUUUCAGUCAGAGUUAAUUAUCUCUUGAUGAUUCUGUAAAGCUACAGCUUGGAGAUGGCCAUAGUAUGUCGAUAUUGCGAACUGAGUUCUAAGUUGUAGCUCCAUUCCUGCAUUUACCCUCCCAUAUCCCAGCUUGUUAUCUGUUCCUUUAUUCUAAACAAAUUCCAUCUGUUCUGUGAAUCUGCAGCCAAAGUGAGGCAGCUAUAUGAUAUUGCAAACGUGUUUUUUUCUUCUUCUAUGAAGCUUAUCGAAAAGGUAAUGCUCCACAACAAGACGGAGUUAUCAGCACAGUUGCUAGUUUGAAGAACAUCAUGCAGUUAGAUUUCCUAGUCAAGUUGUAACUUGGUGAUGGUUAUGGAUGCAGACUCAUACUUUAGAUUCCAGAAAACUGCAUUUAGAUUCGACCCUGUAUCCAACGACUACAAGGUCAUUAGGUGCAUUAGUUCCCCUGGUGAUUUGAAUGGUCCUGAAACUUCCUAAAGGGUGGGAUGUUGUCGAGGUUUUCGGCCUGCGAAACGAUUCAUCAUGGAGGCAGAUUGAUGGCUAUGCAUGCACACAUCAUCCCUAAUCCUGUUCGUCCACAUUCACUCAAUUAACGUGGCGGGAAGAUCUACUGGUGGGAUUCAGGCAGGGAGACCACAUUUCUGAUGUCCUGCGACUUGGGGAAAGAAGUGUUUUGAGUCUGCAAACUUGGACAAUUUUACCGGGAAGGACUCGUGGGUCGGGAUCUCGUUCACCCUGGUGAAGGACUCGAUUGUGGGUGUGUUUUCAACAACUAGCUAUGAACUUAUUUCAUAGCUAUGAACUUAUUUCAUGUUGGUUCAACACCUCCCUCUCCCUAUGGGAUGCAAAAUGUAAAGGGCAUUUCCUGAGAUGGGAAAGUUGGAUCUAUGUAUUGUCCCUUAAUUCUUGAAAAUAUGUGUCAAUUAGAACUAAAAUAUGUAUACAUCGGGAUUGUCAAAUCAGUUUAUAUCAUUGCGCCGGUUUAACAAGUGAUAUUGUUUAAUUGGGAUAUAAUCAGUUUGUGCCGAUUUAGUAAAGUAUAUCAUUUAUUUCUUUAUUAUCAUUUUCACAAUAUAAAACAAAAUGAGAAGUGAACAAGCAAUAAGGUUUGGUUGCACUUUGUGUUGGGCUUAGGGUGUUGUUUGUGGGUUAUUUAUUCUUUUUAUUUUUUAUGCAAGAAUUUUGUAAUCCAUGUCAAAAAAUUGUUCGAUGGGGUACAAGAUUUCCCUGGUAAUCAUCAUAUUUUAUUAAGUCCCUUCGACAAAGUCAAAUUUCGACAAAAAAAAAAUAUACAUAUGCAAUGUUAUGCCCUAGUAAUGAAUAUUUGUACAACAAACUACCAAAUGCUCAUUUGGGGAGCGGUUACGGUGAUUACUACAAAAGUAGUAAUCAAUACCAUUGCAGAAAUAAAUAUAUACCAUUACACGAAAACAAUCAAUAUAAAUAAUCUAUACCAUUGCAUAUAUAAAGAGAAUUAUGAACAUUGAGGUUUGAACCAAUACCAUUAGACUUUGAAGGACUACCAUACUAGCAUUGCUAAUACUAAUACACGUGUAAUGAACCAAUACCAAUCUA